AAGAAGGGCCGAGCUUGCCAAGAAGCAGGCCUGACUGGCGACGGAAUGAUCUCGUUUCAGCGUGAGAAGCGCCUGGAAUUUCUGAAUCCAUGAACUUGGGUCCGCUGGGAGUCGGCCCGGUGGGGUGAUUGAUUGUUCUCUCGCUCUUUCACGAACCACCAUCACUUUCUGCUGCCACAGUCCUACUGACCUCGACGAACAACUGUUGCUACUCUGUUUUGAUGCCAAUCAUCCUGGUCGUACCAUCUUUUGCUCUUUUGAUGAAUGUGAAGCCACGAAAGAUUAACAUUAGCUUCUUCUACGUGAUAUGCAACUGCGAGCCCAGCAGCCGAAACUGCUCUGUCGUAUGAUAGGAGAAGCAGAUACUGACAACCCCGCGUGACCUGUUCGACGAAUUGUCUCAAAGACCAACUGGGUUUUUGCUUUUGCUGCUUCUUUUCCUCGUAUUCACCCUUUUGGCUGCUAUUCUUUUGCAGGGUUUGAUGCUUCUGUGAGUAAUUCACUCAGCCGGUCGUGUUCAAUUCGGCGGGAUAUAAUUUCGUCAACCCUGGGCUGGAUUAUGGCUCUUUUGAAAUUUCCAGUGAUACAGUUGGGAAAGCCUGUUGUCUUUGGACCCAAUUCGAAAUCUUUUAUUCUCCCACCAAGGGAAGAAACAAGGCUGCUGGUGAAGCCACUGGUGAUCCAAGCUAAGGGGAACGCCCGAAUUGAAAGUCCGAAGAUCCGAAACAGGAGAAUGCAAAGGAAGUUUACCGGCACCCCUACAAGACCAAGGCUUUCAGUAUUCUGUUCAGAUAAGCAGUUAUAUGCCAUGCUGGUAGAUGACCAAAACCGAAAGUGUUUGUUUUAUGGAAGCACUCUUCAGAAGUCCAUUCGGGAUAAUCCCCCAUGUACAACCGUUGAAGCAUCUCGACGUGUUGGUGAAGAGCUUAUCAAGGUUUGUAUUGACUUGGACAUUAGUGAGAUAUCAACAUACGAUCGGAAUGGUUUUGCUCGUGGGGAGAGGAUCCAAGCCUUUGAAAUAGCAAUUGCUCAUCAUGGUUUCUUGCCUCGCUAGAUUUGCCUCGGUUCAUAAUGCUUCCUUGAAGGUGUCGAGUGUCAUGGGUAUCGUGAAAGAGUGUUUUGUGACGUAUAUAUGGAGUCGCAAAUAAAACAGCAGAUCAGCAAGUGAACUUUGGGAUCUAUACUAGGAAAAAUGCCGAGCUUCUCACUCAUUCUCCUCUGUGGCUAUCUGCAUCAUCAUUAGGGAUGAAGUAGGUAAUUUUUAGUGUGAUCUUCGUGUUUUGUAAUUUCUCGGCUGUUCAUUACAGAAAGGGAAAAACAAGGUUUGGCAAGAUGUGUCUUCCUGAUUUUGUUGCCAUUGAUAAGGGAGGUGGUAAUUUGAUGAUAUUGGGUUAGAUGGGGACGUGACAAUUUCAUUGCAGGAUGUACAUGUAAAGUCUGCACAUAUGUACAACAUGUAUAUAUCCUCUCGAAGGGAAACUGGAAUUUAUUAUCGAUCAGACUCAUUUCAAAUGAA
Molecule: messenger RNA, 1516 nt
Organism: Rhodamnia argentea
Lineage: Eukaryota; Viridiplantae; Streptophyta; Magnoliopsida; Myrtales; Myrtaceae
Product: 50S ribosomal protein L18
Exons: 6
Coding region: 560-1054 (164 amino acids)
Biological process (GO): translation
Cellular component (GO): ribosome
Molecular function (GO): 5S rRNA binding; structural constituent of ribosome
Source: RefSeq, a predicted model, not a curated record